Mirounga angustirostris (Northern elephant seal) is the source of this 8952-nucleotide messenger RNA. It is a transcript of the gene ZNF606, whose product is annotated as zinc finger protein 606. Gene Ontology annotation, cellular component: nucleus; nucleoplasm. The record is from RefSeq and is a predicted model, not a curated record. The transcript has 6 exons. Lineage: Eukaryota; Metazoa; Chordata; Mammalia; Carnivora; Phocidae. Bases 1264 to 3639 code for a protein of 791 amino acids. Gene Ontology annotation, biological process: regulation of transcription by RNA polymerase II. Gene Ontology annotation, molecular function: RNA polymerase II cis-regulatory region sequence-specific DNA binding; DNA-binding transcription repressor activity, RNA polymerase II-specific.
CCCACCCGCCCCGGGGGUGGUGGAGGAGGGCGGGCGGGAGGCCCGGCAGCGGGUGAUGAGGACGCCUCUGAGGCCCUUACGGGAACGAACACCUUUCUUCCCCAGCGGGUGUUCCUCGUCCCCGCGGUUCAGCCGAGGCGCUGGAGGACGACGUCGAACGCGGGAGGGGACCGGGCCUCGCUUCCUUUCAGCUUGCGGGGACCGCGGACUUUAAGUUGCAAACGGCGUGCAGAGUAGUUUGCCUGCUUUGAGUUUUGGCACAGACCCCCGUGUUCCCGGGGCCCAGUAGGCGUCCUGGUGCUUUAAACACCCCCCCCGGCAUCCGCAGAGCUCUGCCCGUUGGCCUGGGAACCCUCAGAGAGGUCUCGGGACUUGCGCAAAGACUUGGAACCUGGGCCGUUGGUGGUCUGGGCUCCACACCAGAGACAGACAGGCUUGGGCCUGGUGGGUUUUGCAGGUUGAUUCCUUGCUUCUCUCCCCUCCUUCCUUCUUGAUGAAAUUUGCGUGACAUAAAAUUAACCAUUUUAGACUGCAUGUCGGGGGUUUUUGUUGUGUAUUUAGAGAGUUGUGGAAUAAAAAACUAUCCAAUUCCGGGACAUUUUCAUCACCUUCCGAAAGAAACCCCUGCACCCAUUAAGCGGUCAGUCCGCAUUCCUCCCUCCCCGCCAGCUCUAGGCAGCCACUGAUUUUUUGGGUGGUGCAGGUAGAUUUUACAGUAAUUUUUGUAAAUCACCGAAAAGUUACCUGGAAGUUGGCACUGGCUGUCUCUUGGGAGCCAUUGACAAAUAUCCACCCUCUCAUCCUGGAUUGUGCUCUUUUUUUAGCUUAUUCAACUCACUCUUCAUUCUGUUGUUUUUGACAUGUAAAUUGUUUUUUGGUGUUUUUUUUUUUUUAAGAUUUUAUUUGUCAGAGAGAGAGAGCACAUAAGCAGGGGAAACAGCAGGCAGGAGAAGCAGGCUCACCACUGAGCAUGGAGCCCCACGUGGGGCUCAAUCCCAGGACGCUGGGAUCAUGACCUGAGCCGAAGGCAGAUGCUUAACUGACUGAGCCAUCCUGGCAUCCCUAAAUUCUGUUUUCUUAUAAUGCUCCCCAGAAGUCUUCUGUUGCUUCCGUGGAUGGGCUGUCUUUGUUCCCUCGAUCUUCUCCAGAGAAAGGACCACUUUGUGUUUUCCAUCUGUCAUUAGGUUGGUACUGCAAUUGCAUUCCGUGAAUCACCCGAAUCCCGUGCACCUGGGCAGGCACCUGGUCAGUUGAUCUUGUGAGAUGGCAACCAUCAACCCGUGGGCCUCGUGGGGUGUCCUUACAGACCAGUCCUGGGGAAUGGCGGCUGUUGACCCAUGGGCCUCCUGGGCUCUAUGUCCUCAGGACUCCACCUGGCAUGUGGAAGAGAACCCCAAGGAGGAGAGGAGGGCCCCUGGGCUUCCAACAGCCCAGAUCCAGGAACCAGUGACCUUCAAGGAUGUGGCGGUGGACUUCACCCAAGAGGAGUGGGGGCAGCUGGACCCUGUUCAGAGGACCCUGUACCGCGAUGUGAUGCUGGAGACCUAUGGGCAUCUGCUCUCUGUGGGGAAUCAGAUUGCCAAGCCGGAGGUCAUCUCUCUAUUGGAGCAAGGAGAGGAGCCAUGGUCAGUGGAACAAGCAUAUCCUCAAAGCACUUGUCCAGAGUGGAUGAGAAAUCUUGAAAGCAAAGCAUUGAUCCCAACACAAAGCAUUUUUGAGGAAGAACAAUCCCAUAGCAUGAAGUUGGAAAGAUACAUAUGGGAUGAUCCUUGGUUCUCCAGGUUAGAAGUCUUGGGAUGUAAAGACCAAUUAGAAAUGUAUCACAUGAACCAGAGUACAGCUAUGAGGCAAAUGGUCUUCAUGCAAAAGCAAGUACUGUCUCAAAGAGGUUCUGAAUUCUGUGAACUUGGAGCAGAGUAUAGCCAGAACUUAAACUUAGUUCCAUCUCAGAGAGUUUCUCAAAUAGAACAUUUCUAUAAGCCUGAUACAAAUGCUGAAAGCUGGCGGUGUAACUCAGCCAUAAUGUAUGCAGAUAAGAUUACCUGUGGCAAUCAUGAUUAUGACAAAGCCUUCCACCAGUCCAUACAACCUAUUCAGCAUGAAAGGAUGCAAACUGGAGAGAAUCUUCUCAAAUGUACUGAUGCUGUUAAAUCUUUCAAUCAUAUACUACAUUUUGGUGAUCAUAAGGGAAUGCAUACAGGAGAAAAACUCUAUGAAUAUAAGGAAUGCCAUCAAAUCUUUAACCAGAGCCCAUCAUUUAAUGAACAUCCACGACUUCAUGUUGGAGAAAACCAGUAUGAUUACAAAGAAUAUGAGAAUAUCUUUUAUUUCUCAUCAUUUAUGGAGCAUCAAAAAAUUGGUACCGUAGAGAAAGCGUAUAAAUACAAUGAAUGGGAGAAAGUCUUCGGGUAUGACUCAUUCCUUACUCAACAUACAAGCACUUACACCUCAGAGAAACCCUAUGAAUAUAAUGAAUGUGGGACAUCUUUCAUCUGGAGCUCUUACCUUAUCCAGCAUAAGAAAACUCAUACUGGAGAGAAACCCUAUGAAUGUGAUAAAUGUAGGAAAGUGUUUAGGAAUCGUUCAGCCCUUACUAAACACGAGCGGACUCACACUGGAAUAAAGCCCUACGAAUGUAAUAAAUGUGGAAAAGCCUUCAGCUGGAAUUCUCAUCUAAUUGUACAUAAAAGAAUUCAUACGGGAGAGAAACCUUAUGUAUGUAACGAAUGUGGGAAGUCUUUCAACUGGAACUCACAUCUUAUUGGACAUCAGAGAACUCAUACUGGAGAGAAACCUUUUGAAUGUACUGAAUGUGGGAAAUCUUUCAGUUGGAGCUCCCAUCUUAUUGCCCACAUGAGAAUGCAUACUGGAGAGAAGCCCUUUAAAUGUGAUGAAUGUGAAAAAGCUUUCAGGGAUUACUCAGCGCUUAGUAAACAUGAAAGAACUCACUCUGGAGCAAAACCAUAUAAAUGUACAGAAUGUGGAAAAUCCUUCAGCUGGAGCUCCCAUCUCAUUGCCCAUCAGAGAACUCACACAGGAGAGAAACCGUAUAACUGUCAGGAAUGUGGCAAAGCAUUCAGAGAACGCUCAGCCCUCACUAAACAUGAAAUAAUUCAUUCUGGAAUCAAGCCUUAUGAAUGUAAUAAAUGUGGAAAAUCCUGCAGCCAGAUGGCUCACCUUGUUAGACAUCAAAGGACUCAUACUGGAGAAAAGCCCUAUGAGUGUAAUAAAUGUGGAAAAUCCUUCAGCCAGAGCUGUCACCUUGUUGCUCAUCGGAGAAUUCACACUGGUGAGAAACCUUAUAAAUGUAAUCAAUGUGAAAGAUCCUUUAACUGUAGCUCUCACCUUAUUGCACACCGGAGAACUCAUACUGGAGAGAAACCAUAUAGAUGUAAUGAAUGUGGGAAAGCAUUUAAUGAGAGUUCUUCCCUCAUUGUACAUCUAAGAAACCAUACUGGAGAAAAACCCUACAAAUGUAAUCAUUGUGAGAAAGCUUUCUGUAAGAAUUCUUCUCUUAUUAUUCAUCAGAGAAUGCAUAGUGGAGAGAAACGCUUUAUAUGCAAUGACUGUGGAAAAGCCUUUAGUGGUCACUCAGCCCUACUUCAACAUCAGAGAAAUCAUAGUGAAGAGAAACUGUGAAUUGAAUUGAUAGAUUUUUCUUUUAUUGUACAUUUGGUAACACAUUGAAAAAGAAAAAAAAAGUAUAAAUCAAGAGGGGAAAUUUUUUAGUAAGAAUUCAGGAAGACUUAUUAUUCAAUAGAAAAUAUCUUCUUAGAAGAAACCUAUGAAUGAAAAGACUGGAAAAAGCUUUCAGCAGUUAUGUAGCCUUUAUUUAACAUCAGAUAAUUACAGUGAUGAAAACUCCAAACUCCUCUAAUGGUCCACCAGGAAUCCUACUUAAGGAACAUGAAUGGAGGGAAUGAGACUUCUUUUCUAGGGAGAUCUCAACUAUUUGUGGAUCAAAGUGCAUUGUUAAGGGGAAAACCUUAUUCUGGGAAGUUUUUCAACUGAAAAUACACUUUUGCAUCAAGCUGGAAUGAUAGAUGGGAAGCUUUAUAGUAACAUCUUGUUCAUAAUUGUGGAAAUACAGAUUUUGCUGUUAUAAAGGGAGGAUGUGGGUGCCCUUUAAGGAACAGAAUAUGAAAUACUAAAUCUGAAUUUAAGAAAAAAAUAGUAUUGAAUGGGAUAUUUGCUGUUGAUCAAGAUUAACCUUAGAAAAGAUUAGUAAAUGAGAUUACUAAUGGUGGAAAGAUUAUUACCUAGAAGUAUGAGACUGAUCAAGAGGUGACAGUUUAUGACCCAGUGUGUCAGUGUCCAUGGUUUACUCAUUGAUUGCAUCGUUGGACAAUUCAUUUGUAAUUUGUUUUAGGCAAUCACUAUAAAGUUAUAAUUGUGGACACCGCAUCAAUAUAUAUAAUGUUAAGGAAUGAAAAGGACACAAAAUUGUACAUACAUAUCUAUUAUAACAUCUAAAAAAUGUAUACAGAUAAAAGACUGGAAGGACCCAUGGAGAAAUUAACCUGGUUAAUUUAAGAUUUUUAAAAAUUUUUACAAACACAUACAGCACUUAUCAUGUGCUAGACUUUGUUUUAAAUGCUUUUCAAACAUUAACUUGUUCAGUCUCCUUAAUGCUAUGAGAUAGGUACCUUUAUUAUCCCAGUUUUGUAAAUGGAGAAACUGGGCCAGAGAUGUUGAGAAACCUAAGGACACACAGCUGUUAAGAAAUGGAACUGAGAUUGUUUGGCUCCAGAGUCAUGUUUUUAACUACUAUGUUAUGCUGCCUCUCCAGUGAUUUUUUCCCCUAAUUUUUUUCUUUUGUUCAGUUUUCUAUAGUAGAUAUUUAAUAAUAAAAAUCCAGAAAUCCCAAAGCAAUGAGAAAUAAAGUUACCUGGCUCUCUGUCCUGAAUGAUUUCUGGUAACGUGAGAGCUAAAUUCCCUUUGGAAUAUGAAAUCUGGAUUGGACGUUCAGAAUCACUGCAUUUUCUGGGACCUGGGUUCCCUAGGAUUUCACUACCCACAACCUUGAGGAUUACAGCACAACAAAUGGCUGGAAGACUCACCAGAGGUUUGGGCAAUGCUAAGGAAUGCCCCUUGAUGGGUUUAGAAUGGCCCUCAUGGGACAGACAGCAAGAGACACUACUGCACAUGGGAGCAAUAUUUCUCAAGGUCUCCCUCAAAUUCAGUGUUUAUGUUUUCUCCUCCAGCGGAGAAGAUUGCUUGAUAGUAGGGGGGCUUCAAAGGGAAGGGAGCUUACCACUUCAGCAGAGUGAAGAAGUCUCUCUGUUCCUAGUGGAAAGGAGGCAAGAUGGGUAAGAGGAUUUAGGUGACUUCUCUCCAGUUCACAGAUACUUCCUGUAUUUCCCUAAAGUAGGGCUAUAAUUGGAGGCCAACAGUUCUUGGAUAGGUUUCAAGGGUAUGGGUUAGAAAUCUAGGAUACAAAAGGUUCGUCGAGUUCUUGCAGGGCCCAUGACUUCCCAUUGUUUGAGAAAGUGGCCUACUGGUGUGGGGAGGCUGUGUUCACCAUCCUGUAGCUGGAACUCACAUAGGUAUGUAACAUCUGAUUCCCUGCCUUUCAGGGCUUAAUGCAUAGUGGUCACCCAAUAAAUGUUGCAGGAGUAAAUUACUGAAUGGAUUUCUCAUGUGAUUUGUGCAAAGACCUUUAGAGAGCAUAGAAUUAGCAGCAUCUCUGUAAGAGAAAGCAGUAUGUAUCAAGUCAUAGUGUCACUAUGUGGGUAUAGUACUCUAAUACCCGAUGUAAUACAUGCUGAGCAAAUCCAGUUUCUCUGAUUUAGGGACUCCAAAGGAUCUCAUAAUUCAUACAUAAUAUUAUACAAGCAUACUGACAAAUUAUUCUAUAUUAUUCAGCUUAAUAUCCUUUAAAAAAAUUUUCUAAAAGUGCCUCUUGUGGCCCAGCUGACAUCACAAGUCAAGAGAAAGUCCCAGACUUCUGCUUCCUCCUGGAAGGAUCCCCACAUUCCUACCACCUGUCACACACGUGCACAGUGUGCCUUGGAUGUUCAGGACUCCCAGGCCCCCUCACUUCCCUUAUUCUAACCCAUGUAUGGCUCAGUUCAUUGCCCUUUUGACCCUAUCUUCUCACCAACUCUGGAACCUUCUGUUGGGCCCAGCUGGAACUCUUACUCGGCCAUGAGCUCUCCCUUUUCACCUUCCUGCCGUGAUUGAAGUUUGGGUCUCCCCUACGUACAGUUUUUCUUACGAUGGCUCCAGGGGUCGCUCCUUUCCCUCCCACUUUUCUUAUUUGCUGCUUCUAGAUUGUUCCUCCCUUCUCUCUAAAACUUACCUCUGACUCUUGGGAUAUGAGACCAUCAUUCCAGCUUCCCUUCAUUGCAGUCAUCUAAUGGGUCAUUCAUCCACAUAUCAAAGAUUUCAGCACCUGCCUUACUGCAUCUAGAACCACCUCCAUCAUAAUACUUCCUGGUUCCAUCAUCCAUCUAGAUGAUCUUCCCAUGUACUGACCUCAGUUCUUUGUCCCCUCUGCUCAUGGUUUUGUCAACCACUAGGACUAUUCCAUUACUAGUGACUGGAACACCUCCACCUUCUAUUUCCUAAGCUGGUUGACUAUUUAGUAUCAAGCUUCCAAAAAUCCCUUGACUUAACCUUCCCUCAUGCUCACUGCCAGCAGACGACUUUGCUUCCUAUUUCCCUGAGAGAACAGAAGCAAUCAGCAGAAGCCUGCCAUAACAUCUACCUACCUUCCACAGGUACCUACAUAUGAACUGAAUGGGUUGGCUCCAGAGCCUGUCUCCUCCAUACUACUCAAGGUCAUUGCUCCAGCAAAGUUUCCCCUAUCUCAUGUAUCAUCAAGUUUUCCCUGUGUACUGGAUUAUUCCCACCAACAUGCAAAGAUGCUUUAAAAAAAAAAGGAAAACCUCUCAAUACCACAUUUCCUUCUAGCUCCUGCAUAAUCUCUGCUUUGUUGUAGGAAGCAAGUUUUUUAAAAGUUGUUUGUUUUUUUUUUAAGAUUUUAUUAAUUUAUUUGACAGAGACAGCAAGAGAGGGAACACAAGCAGGGGGAGUGGGAGAGGGAGAAGCAGGCUCCCUACUGAGCAGGGAGCAUGACCUCGAAGGCAGACGCUUAAGGAUUGAGCCACCCAGGCGCCCAAAUAGUUGUCUUUACUUAUCCCUACUUCCUUUCCAUUCUUUCUUGAACCUUCUCCAAAGCUGCCUCACUGCCAGAAGUCCUCCACAUUGUUAAACCUAGUGGUCAAUUCUGUUUUUCCCUUUCUUAAAAUAGCAUUAUAGAUAAUAGAUCAUUUCCUCCUUAAAACAUAUUUUUCAGCUGGCUUUCUGGACUUCCCUCCUGAGUCUGGCCUUCGUUUCAGGCCUCCUUGCCUGUUUCCUUCCCACUUCCCUUCAUAUUGUCAGGUGCCCUGUUUUCUACCUGUUUACACCUCUGAUGGUCUUGUCCAGUCUUGAGGCUUCAAACACCACUGGUAUGCUGAGGACUUUACUUUUAGGGCUACGGUUUGAUGAAUGUUGAAAAUGUAUACACCCUUGUAACCACUGCUACAAUCAAAACAGAGUAUUUUCACUUUUCCAGAAAGUUUCUUCAUGUCUCUACAGUUCAUCUCCACCACUUUUUCUUUUUUUUUUUUUUUAAGAUUUUAUUUAUUUAUUUGAGAGAGAGAAUGAGAGACAGAGAGCAGGAGAGGGAGGAGGGUCAGAGGGAGAAGCAGACUCCCUGCUGAGCAGGGAGCCCGAUGCGGGACUCGAUCCCGGGACUCCAGGAUCAUGACCUGAGCUUAAGGCAGUCGCUUAACCAACUGAGCCACACAGGCGCCCUCCAUUUUUUUUUUUAAAGAACAAGAACAACAAAACAUUUUUGCACGAGGAUAUAAACAUAGGGAGAAGAAAAUAGGGAUUUUGAAGAGCAUUACAAGAGAUGAGAGGUCAGUUUUUAAAAGCCUGUGAUAUGCUUAAAUCUGAGACCAAUGAAUAAAGCCUUACUUUUGUUUCAGUGACAAAUGGUAACAAAUGAAAGAAGCAGAAUGAUGAUAGGCUUGCACAAGGAUUAGUAAAUACAGAAAACAACAAGGAAUGAGCUAGGCCAGUCUACAGUAUUCAGGCUCUUUCUGCCUGGAUUUCUGUUAAACCUCCCUGAUUAAGACCCUUCUGGGGCACCUGGGUGGCUCAGUUGGUUAAGCAUCUGUGUUUGGCUCAGGUCAUGAUCUCAGGGUCCUGGGAUUGAGCCCCAUGUCAGGCUCCCCACUCAGCGGGGAGUCUUCUUCUCCCUCUCCCCACUUGUGCUGUCUCUCUUGUUCUCUCUCUCAAAUAAAUAAAAUUUAAAAAGAAUCUUAUGGGGCACCUGGGUGGCUCAGUUGGUUAAGCAACUGCCUUCAGCUCAGGUCAUGAUCCCGGAGUCCUGGGAUGGAGCCCCGCAUCGGACUCCCUGCUCAACCGACAGUCUGCUUCUCCCUCUGCCUCUCACCCUGCUCCUAUUCUCUCUCUCAAAUAAAAAAUCUUUUUAAAAAACCUUAUAAAAAAUAUUCAUACCCCAUAACACAUAGUGGGCUUUGUUUUUCUGAACUCCCCCUAUUCUUUUUGUACGUCUUUUAUACAUCCUUGAUGGUUAUGUACAGGCACAGCCAUUUAUACGCGCUCAUGUCGCUAAUCCACCAGGGUGCUCUGCUCACCAGCCCUCGCCCACUUCUUUGGGAAGCAAUCAAGUAUUCCCAGACAAAUCCAUCUUCUGAUUCUAUGCCUCUGUAUUUCCUUUCUAAGCUUUUAACAUUUAUUUUUCUCUUUUUAAUUUUGUUUACCAGGGAGUAAGUGCCUCCCUUCUCAUUUAUGACUAAAAGAAGAAGAAAGAACGAGGAGGCAAUAAAUCAUCCCACAGAUAAUCAUAUUUGACAAAUGUUUUAGUUCUUUCCAAAGUCAAAUUCCUAUGUUUCUGAUUUUAUCUUGAGUCACCUUGCAGUAUAAAUGGUGUUA